Anoplophora glabripennis (Asian longhorned beetle) is the source of this 1404-nucleotide messenger RNA. Its product is annotated as metabotropic glutamate receptor 4-like. Bases 1 to 1404 code for a protein of 467 amino acids. Gene Ontology annotation, cellular component: membrane. The transcript is spliced from 8 exons. Gene Ontology annotation, molecular function: adenylate cyclase inhibiting G protein-coupled glutamate receptor activity. NCBI's taxonomy places the organism in Eukaryota, Metazoa, Arthropoda, Insecta, Coleoptera, Cerambycidae. The record is from RefSeq and is a predicted model, not a curated record. Gene Ontology annotation, biological process: G protein-coupled receptor signaling pathway.
AUGUUUGCAUAUCCAAUUUCAGGUUCCAUCAGCAACAUCGAUGGGGCCGAGUAUCACUGUAACAAGACACAAGUGAGGAAGGUUAUAUCUGGAGUUGUAGGAGCUGCCUCCAGCGUCACUUCCAUUCAAGUUGCUAAUCUCCUACGCCUCUUCAAAAUACCUCAGGUUUCGUUCUUCUCUACGAGUCCCGAACUCAGUAACAAGCAGAGAUUCGAAUACUUCUCGAGGACAAUUCCAUCAGAUCAUUAUCAAGUCAAGGCUAUGGUAGACAUCGUUAAGAGGAUGGGCUGGAGCUACAUAUCAAUCAUCUAUGAGGAAUCAAAUUAUGGGAUCAAAGCUUUCGAAGAGCUGGAGGACUUGUUAGCUGAAUACAAUAUCUGUAUUGCCAUUAAAGAAAAAUUAGUGAAGGACUCGGGAGUCGCUAGAGAAUCUGCAUAUGACACCAUAGUGCAAAAGCUUUUGACGAAACCUAGAGCCAGAGGGUGCAUUAUUUUCGGUUCAGACCAGGAAGUGGCCGAGUUAAUGAAGGCAGUGCGGAGAUGCAAUGCAACCGGAGCAUUUUCAUGGAUAGGCUCCGACGGAUGGAGUGCCAGGUCAAUUGUGUCGCUGGGAAAUGAAGCAGAGGUAGAAGGAACCCUCUCCGUGCAACCACAAGCCAACCCUGUUAAAGGAUUUAAGGAAUAUUUUCUCUCCCUCAACGUUGAGAAUAAUCCAAGGAAUCCGUGGUUUGUUGAGUUUUGGGAACAUCACUUUCAGUGUAAAUACCCUAACAGCUCUAGGACCCCAUACAAUAUCAAAUACUCCAAAAUGUGCACCAGAAGAGAAAAACUCACAGAGCACAAUACAAUUUUUGAAGAUCAGCUGCAGUUCGUUUCUGAUGCUGUUUUGGCUUUUGCGUAUGCUAUAAGGGAUAUGCACAGGGAUCACUGUCACGGUAUACCGGGAUUAUGUGACGCCAUGAAACCUACUAAUGGCACCGAGCUUCUCAAGUAUCUUCGAAAAGUUGACUUCCAAGGUCUUAGCGGGGAUCAGUUCCACUUCGACAACAACGGAGACGGCCCUGCCCGCUACAACAUAAUUCACUUUAAGCAGAUGUCAAACGGCAAAUAUCAGUGGAUCCGUGUAGGAGAAUAUCUGGAGGGAGAGCUGAGACUGAAUAUGUCAGAGAUCCAAUUUAAAAUGGGACAUCCCAAGCCGCCCGAGUCGGUCUGCAGCCUGCCUUGUGAUAUGGGCCAGGCGAAAAAGUAUGUCGAGGGAGAGAGUUGCUGCUGGCACUGCUUCAACUGUACCCAAUACCAGGUAACUAAUUACCUACUUUAUUCCCAAAAAGAAUUAAUUACCUGUAAAAUGCUCUGGACAUGGUCCGGCAAAUUUAUAGGGCGAAAGGGCCGGGUUCUGCAUUGA